Trichoderma reesei QM6a is the source of this 1770-nucleotide messenger RNA. RefSeq lists its product as uncharacterized. NCBI's taxonomy places the organism in Eukaryota, Fungi, Ascomycota, Sordariomycetes, Hypocreales, Hypocreaceae. The record is from RefSeq and is a predicted model, not a curated record. The transcript has a single exon. Gene Ontology annotation, molecular function: DNA binding. The coding region runs from base 1 to 1770 and encodes 589 amino acids.
AUGCCGCGGCCCCGGAGAGGACGCGGUGGUGCAGCUCGAGCAGCCAGAGCCGCCGCACAGCCAGCAAGCAGCAGCCCCAGCACAGCAGUCGAACACAAGCCAGAGACCAGGGGACGCCCCAGAGGGCGCCCGAGGAAGAAUCCGGUCCCUGCUGCACGGCUCAGCAUUAACGAAGAAGACGCCAUCCAGGCCACAACCCGCACCCGCGACGAGGCGCUCGCCAACGAAGAUGCGACCAUGACAAGGGACAAACCGGCAGCGCGCGCAAGCUCGCGGAGCUCCAUAGAGCUCGGACGCUUCACUGCGGCGACUACGACGACGAUGGCGACACCCGGGCGCAACCCACGAGACACGAGCGGGCUGGAUCUGGGCGACAGCGUUUUCGGCGAUUUGGACGACAGCUUUGCGGAGGGCAACAUUCCCGGCUCGGCGCUCUCGGGAGACAUUUCAAAUAUGUCGUAUAGCGCGCUGCGCUCCCAGUCGCGUCGGUCCAGUUUUGUUGGCAGAAACGAUCCCCCCAUUCGACCCAGCAGUCGCACUGGGAAUACCCCGAGGGUUGGCUCGUCUUUUAACCUUGGGCUCUUCAAGAGGCGUGCGCGGGAGCCGAGUAUUCUUGGGGCGAACAGGGUACCUCUGCAGGAGCCUUUGGCGAUCGAAGACUCGGAAGCGGAUAGCGAGGAUGACUUUGAGCCGGAGGCUGAAUCAACUCCGUUGAACAACAGGCGCCGCACGCAGGGCAACAUGGAUAACGAAGAACCGAGAUCGCCAGAGGAAGCCGAAUCCUCAAAUACGAGGAAGCGCAAGAGUUUGGAUACGCAACAGAGCAGAGGACGGCCUGGAAAGGUGUCACGGACAGAGCCGGGCCCGUCGAGGCAGCCUCGUGAUCGUGACUCGUCUGAGUUGCCGGAUGCGCCCCCAUUUUCUCAGGAUGAGCAGGUUGACGAGACAAGUGACUCGGAACUCUCAGAGAUGUCCUUGCCACGAGACCUCCCGGCGAGACUCCCUCCGCGCCCAGUCACACCAGUCAACCAAGAGGAAAUCAUAGCUCCGCCGGCGAGCAGCGGCUCGGAAGGCCCAGAUGUGUGGCCAGAUAUCCGGACACUGGCCAAGAAGCGCCGCCGACCUUCCGUCACCACCCCUACACGCCUCGAAAACCUCUCGGACAUGUCCUCUCCUCCAUCACUGACACACUCACCCAACUACGACACAGCCAAGACUGGCAAGCCGCGCGGGCGGCCGCCGCAGCGCCAGCAAGAGUCCCCCAAGAUGACUACGGCUGACCUUACGAGCCUUUUGCCCAAGCGUAAAUACAAGAAGGCGCGCGAUCCGCUUGGCUUGGAGAGCGACGAGGAGCUCGACACGUCGGGGUUGGGGCACGAGGAUGAUGAAUUAUCUUAUCUAGACACUCAGACCGCGCGCAGGCGGAAAAGGGGCCGGCCACCUACCAAAGGUCGCUCGGCUUCUCGGGGCGGCAAGCGCACAGCCUCAGCAACCAGGCCUGCGUCGUACGGACACAGAUCCCGCCACUCUUCGGACAAGGAGAAUGCCGACGUUGAUGGCACUGGAAGCGAAAACGAGGGAGACGAAGAAGGAGGCAGCAGGUUCAUUCCUCUGGCGGAUAACACAUUUGACGAUGCGACUAGAGGUUCGGCUGACGCCGUGUCUACUGAGGAGCUGAAGCAGGCGAGCAACAAGUUCAAGGAAGUGGACAAGUGGGAGCUGGAUUUUGAGGAGGUGGCUGAGCCGUCUUCGCCGCAGGAUGGGCGAUGA